Molecule: messenger RNA, 2329 nt
Organism: Lycium ferocissimum
Lineage: Eukaryota; Viridiplantae; Streptophyta; Magnoliopsida; Solanales; Solanaceae
Product: protein NRT1/ PTR FAMILY 2.8
Exons: 4
Coding region: 274-2058 (594 amino acids)
Biological process (GO): transmembrane transport
Cellular component (GO): plasma membrane
Molecular function (GO): transmembrane transporter activity
Source: RefSeq, a predicted model, not a curated record
CCAGUUAUGCCCAUAGGUUGAGUUUAAAUCAAAUGGCAGUACUUUCUUAAGAUCAGCGAAUUUGUUCGAGUUGAGAAAUGUGGUGAUUUUAUUUAAAAGAAUAACAGGGAAAAAAAUUAAGAAAAAAGUGAAGAAACAAUAUACGCGCAUUUUCCCCCGAAUUUCGGCAGGUGAUGGUGAAUGCAUGCAAAUGUAAACCAUCAAUUUAAUUUGUUCCUCUCAUUGAAUAUUGAGAAGAGCAUCGAUAGACAAAACUUUUGCUAGAGAGGGGAAAUGGCUGAAGAGAUUAUCAAUGCAAGUCAUUCUUCCCCUGAAGAAACACACGUUGCUCCAAAUCUUCCUACUUCAGCAAGAAAAAAAGGAGGAUGGACGGCCAUUGCAUACAUUCUUGGGAAUGAAUCGUUUGAGAAAUUGGCGUCCAUAAGUUUGAUAUCGAACAUGACAACUUAUUUGCGGACCAAAUACAAUAUGGGGGGAGUAUUUCUGGUGAAUGUGGUGAGUAUAUGGUCUGGCUGCUCCAACAUUACGCCUCUAGCCGGUGCAUUCUUGGCUGAUGCCCACCUUGGCAGGUUCCUUACUCUCCUCUUUGGUUCCAUUGCUUCUUUCCUGGGGAUGGGAAUGGUGACAUUAACUGCUGGAGUCGAUGAACUCAGGCCACCUGGUUGCCAAGGCCUUGCUUGUCCCCAGCCACAAAAAUGGCAGCUUGCGUACCUUUUUGCAGGUCUUGGAUUUAUGGCGAUAGGUUCCGGAGGUAUCCGAGCCUGCAACAUCGCCUUUGGUGCUGAUCAAUUCGAUACUAAUACCGAAAAAGGAAGGUCUCAACUCAAAAGUUUCUUCAAUUGGUGGUAUUUCUCAUUCACUAUAGCCCUCAUCAUAGCCCUCACAGUUGUUAUCUACAUCCAGACAAAUAUCAGCUGGUUUAUAGGCUUCGUAAUACCAACUUGCUGUUUAGCCCUUUCCAUUAUGAUUUUCUUGAUUGGUCGCAACGCUUACAUUCGUUUGAAGCCACAAGGAUGUGUUUUUAUCGACAUGGCAAAGGUUAUAAAUGCAGCUUGCAGAAAGAGACACGUUAUCGUUUCACCAACAGCAAAUUCCCUUUAUGAUCAUGCCACCAAGGAAUCAGAAAAUGAGCUAUCGGUGCUUAGGCACACAGACAGAUUUAAAUUCCUUGAUAAGGCCGCUGUUAUUGUUGAUCCCAACAGUGAAUUGAAUGCUGAAGGAGUUGCUAAAGAUAGCUGGAGACUGUGUAAUGUCGAACAGGUGGAAAGGCUAAAAUGUGUAGUGGGAAUUUUACCCGUUUGGGUGGCUGGAAUCACUUGUUUCAUCACCAUGGAACAGAUGAAUACAUUCGGGGUUCUUCAAGUAAUUCAAUCCAACACAAAAGUUGGGAAUUUCAUGAUUCCUCCAGGGUGGAUGGGACUAGCAUCCAUGAUCUCUCUGGCUAUAUGGAUCUUCAUCUACGAGUGUGUAUACAUUCCUAAUGCAAGGAAAAUCUCUAAGAAGGAAGCCAGAUUGUCUUUGCAAAUGAGAAUCAAAAUAGGCAUUUUCAUGUCAAUUCUUUGCUUAGCAGUAGCUGCAUUAGUUGAAACAAGACGCCGAGACUUGGCCCUGAAAGAACGCACAUUUAUCUCUCCACUUGGCGUUGGAUUCUUUUUGCCUCAAUUCAUUCUAUCAGGGUUGACAGAAGCAUUCGCCGCAGUAUCUGUCAUGGAAUUCUUGAAUAACCAAGUACCAGAGACCAUGCGAAGUGUGGCUGGAGCAAUUUUUUUCUUGAGCCUAAGCAUUGCCAGCUACCUCAACACACUCAUUGUCAAUACAGUUCAGAUGUUAAGCAGGCUACAUGGCGGAAAGCCGUGGUUGGGAGGUCAUGACCUUAAUGAAAACAAGCUAGAACGUUUUUACGUUCUUAUUGCCGGCUUGGGAGUACUGAACUUCAUAUACUUUCAUUUCUUCGCCAGUCGUUACAUUCAAAGCUAUGAAGAGUCAAAGAGGAGAAAGACUGUGUUGGAGACUCGCGCUGAAGCCUGUUUCGUCGACCUGCCAGAAAAGAAACCAUGAAAACAUGAGCAACUUAAAUGAGGUUUGGUAAUCCAAACGGAGUAAUUGAAUUAAAGACAUGAGUACACUAAUGCCUUAUAUAAGUUUGAUGAGCGUGCUACUUUAUUGACAGUAAUAUUAAUGUCCAUCAUUCAUCAAUGCUUAAAUGUUGAGUAAAGGUUGUAGGACUAUAUGGGUUCGGAUAAUGUAUAAGGACUUAAUCCAUUAUCAUCUCUUAGCAACAUCACUUUUUGCGUCUCAAUUUCAAGUAAAUUGAGAUUAGCAAUAUGAA